Molecule: messenger RNA, 790 nt
Organism: Mucor mucedo
Lineage: Eukaryota; Fungi; Mucoromycota; Mucoromycetes; Mucorales; Mucoraceae
Exons: 1
Coding region: 96-680 (194 amino acids)
Source: RefSeq, a predicted model, not a curated record
CCCCUCUCCUUUUUUCCUUAUUAUAAUUUUUUUUUUUUUUUUUUUUUUAUUCUUAUUACCCCAUCUCUUUUUUCUUCCCCAUUCCCUUCUUUGCAAUGUCAAGUUUUCCCGUGGAACUAGAGCCGGCGUUAAAGACUUUAAUUCGAGCUUAUGGCGUAGGUUGGUCCGUGACAACGGUUCCUACGAUACUAGCACUUGUCGUCAAAUCGUUGUUAUCCAAGCAAAAUCGACUCGGUGCUAUUCAAAAAGCGAUUUUAUUGACUUUGCCACAAGUCUUAAAGAAGAGCAUCACAGACAACGGAUUUCCUUUACUCGUAGCGGGUGCAUUUGCUGGGCCCAAGUUUCUGACCUACUUUAUGAAUAAACAAAAGAAGAAAAUCUCGCAGAAAUCAGCUAUCUUCUGGUCCUCUCUCAUUAGUAUCUGGUCUAUCCGCCGUUUAUUUCCCAAUAUCAAGACUUUGGAUUUAACAUUUUUUGUACUCGUACGAGCUCUUGAUGUCUUUGCUCACAGAAUUUAUGUCUCCCCAAAGGUUAGACAGGCCGUGCCAGAAUGGUCGCUCGAGUAUGGCAAUAUUGCUAUUUUUAUGCUGGCGAGUACAGAAAUCAUCUUUUCUUGGUUUUAUGAACCCGAAAGGUUACCAAGGUUUGUAUCACUUUUUUUUUAUAUGGCAACACUAUGAUCAUCAUCUGAUGUCUUUUUUUGAUGUAGAUCUUACGCAAACUGGAUUACCAGCAUGUCAGGUAUCGAUCUUCGACUUUUAAGCGUACUUAAGGGCAUGAGAACAGGCGA